AUAAUUUUAUGGUUGGGGGUCACCACAACAUGAGGAACUGUAUUAAAGGGUCGCGGCAUUAGGAAGGUUGAGAACCACUGUGUUGUCCCCGUAAGCAUCCACAGCCCUUCGCCUUGGGCCCAGGCGGUGAGGCGUGACGUCUACUGCGCAUGCGAGCCGAGCUCCACGACGGCCCCGCCCCUGGUCCGCCUGGGCCAACCCCGCCCCGCCCUCUGGGGCGGAGCUAAGCACGCCUUCCGCCGGAAGUCCGGGCUCCAGCGGGAAACCGUACCCAGCAGCUCCCUCCUCCGGUGCCCGGUCGCUUCCGUGUCUUCUGCGCCCCAGUUUAGAUUUUCACGCCCAACUCUUCCACAGUCCUGAUCACACCACAUCCCAGUGCCAGGUGCAAAUCACUGCCCAGCCCGAAGCUAGGAGAGGAGCCUGUGUCCCGUCCGGGCCCGCCCUCGCCCGGGGAGGUCCCGCCCGCCUCUCCGGCCUCAUCGGCCGCACUCUCCUGCUGUCCCCCGUGCACCCUCCGCCACCCCGGUCAUGGCGCAGAAGCCGAAGGUAGACCCCCACGUCGGACGGCUGGGAUACCUGCAGGCGCUGGUCACGGAAUUCCAGGAGACGGAGAGCCAAGGUGAGAGCGACGGAUGGGCGUCCGGGGACAGGGCGGGGAUCCGCCCGCGCCCCUCGCCCCGGACCUGGCUCCAGUGCCGCUUUUCCGCUGCAGACGCCAAGGAGCAAGUCCUGGCCAACCUCGCCAACUUCGCCUAUGACCCCAGCAACUACCAGUAUCUGCGACAGCUGCAGGUCCUGGAUCUCUUCCUCGAUUCGCUGUCGGAGGAGAACGAGACCCUGGUGGAGUUUGCUAUUGGGGACCCGGCUGCCGGAGCCAAUGCCGGAGUCCAUUGUGUCUUCUCCCCUGGUUCCCAUGGCACCUGGCCACCUCCAGCAUAUCCCUGGGAUGGUUCUGGUGGCAAGUCGCCCCUGGCCCAGGUUUUAAAUGGAACUAUCACCAGGAGAUGGUACUGCUCAAGGCGGCCUCUGCAACCUGUGCGCAGACAGGGCCAACAAGGAGCACAUCCUGCAGACGGGGGGCGUCCCGCUCAUCAUCAACUGCCUGUCCAGCCCCAAGGAGGAGACUGUGCUGUCCGCUGUCACCACCAUCAUGUACCUGAGCUCGCCAGGCCCCAGCUCCCACCCCGAGCUGACCGCCACACCCGUGGUCCAGUGCAUGCUGCGCUUCUCCCUCUCGGCCAACACGCGGCUCCGGAACCUGGCCCAGGUCUUCCUGGAAGACUUCUGUUCCCCGAGCCAGGUGGCCGAAGCCCGCCGCCGGCCGGCUCACUCUGCCCUGGGCAUCCCCCUGCCAAGGACCGAGGCCCCACAGCAGCCCUGACCCACGGCGACCUCAGGGCCGCGGUUCUCUUACUGUCGGAGACAAGACCGGAAUCCUGGUGGGGGCUGGGAACAGGAGCCGCUAGCCCCCCCGAGCACCUUCUCCCCAGCUGGUGCCUUUUCAGCCGUUUUAAAGGUGAGUUUCCUCAGCCUGCCAGGCACUGGCACAGGAUUCAGGUGCUAGGAGAGGAGUUGAGGAAGACGGACUUUGAGAUGUGGAGAAGGAAGUCAAAGGCAGCGCCUUCUUCCUAGGCUGUCCUCAACCAAGGGACGGCCCAGGGCCUGCCACUGACCCACCCACUGCCAGGCUCUCCCUCCUGUAAGAAGCAACCUGGGCCCAAGGUCCAGAGGCUUUUGCAGAAGGUGGUUCUCCUGAGAGCAGCGGGGCCUGGGGCUUCGGGAAGCUGCCCGCACUUGUGGGGGUAGCCUGAUCCCUUCACUGAGGGCCUGGGGUCAUUGUGAGGAACAGGAAUGAGAAGCCUUGUUGUUAACACUAUCUCAAGGCUCUGGGCACCGGGCAUAGUGGGUGUUGGCCCAGGAGUAACCAUUUAUCCACACAGGCCAUUUGCCAGGCUCAAUGGGAGGGCUUCCAGGAUGAAGACGUGGUCCCUGCUCCUGUGUGACGCAGCCCAAUGUCUGUUAACGUGACCAUCAUGCAUUAAGACCCAGGCCAUGAGGGUGGUGACAUCAGAACACAGGCACAAACCCUUGGAGCUGCGUCUUAUCCCCACCCCCCCAUGUCCUCGCCUGAAAGCCCUGCCAUCAGUGAGGGGGAGUCCUUGCCCCUGGAAAUGCGUCUCAGGAGGCUUUGGGGAUGCAGGUGGAGUGGUGCGCAGGGAGACAGGACCAGAUACUGACCGAAAGUGUGUGGCUCGUAGUCCAGUGUAUGCUGGUCAGCACAGGGAAGGGGUGUGGGGCACCCAUGGGAAGCUGGGGUUCAGGAGUGGUGGGGAGUCCUGGUCAUCUGUACUCCCUUAAGGUUGACCUCUCACAUGACCAAGGGAGGGCAGCUGCGAGAGGAAUGGCAUCCAGGGGGCAGGGAGGUGGGCCAGGUCCUGGGGCCUCUGGGGAGAGGGGGAAGGCCUCUCAGCCUUCAUUCCAACGGCAGCCCUCGGGCUCCUGCCCUUUCCUCUCCCAAAUAAAGAGCCUGAACAGA
Molecule: messenger RNA, 2536 nt
Organism: Myotis lucifugus (little brown bat)
Lineage: Eukaryota; Metazoa; Chordata; Mammalia; Chiroptera; Vespertilionidae
Gene: ARMC7
Product: armadillo repeat containing 7
Exons: 3
Coding region: 529-1632 (367 amino acids)
Molecular function (GO): protein binding
Source: RefSeq, a predicted model, not a curated record